Cryptococcus wingfieldii CBS 7118 is the source of this 540-nucleotide messenger RNA. RefSeq lists its product as hypothetical. Lineage: Eukaryota; Fungi; Basidiomycota; Tremellomycetes; Tremellales; Cryptococcaceae. The record is from RefSeq and is a predicted model, not a curated record. Bases 1 to 540 code for a protein of 179 amino acids. The transcript has a single exon.
AUGCCUGGGCCCAUACACCCUCAGAGUCCCUUGAUCCUCACACUCACCCUCGACAAGGCGUCUCACAAGUUCUUGACCGAUCUUCGCUCAAAGUACUUUCCAUCGUCCCGCAAUUUCCUGACGGCUCAUGUCACACUCUUUCACGCCAUCCCGGCCCAUCGAUUCGGUGAACUGGAGGAGCGGUUAGAUCGUAUCUGUGCGGAACAACAAGGUUGGGAUGUGUUCAUUGGGGAGCCUGUCAAGAUGGGUAAUAGGGGAGUGAUGGUGAACCUUCGAGAGCGACCAUCAAAUACGACCCCUCGAAUUCAUCAACAGCUCUUGGGCUUCCUAAAGGAAGGCGUGAACAACGAGCAGGAUCGUUUGACGAAUCAAGACCUUCAGCCCAUGAAACGACCGCACGUGACAGUGCUCAACAAAGCUUCGGAUGAAGAACAAGUGGAUACUUGUCUGAGCGAGGUGACCAAGUUGUUUGAGGAUAUGAAGCAAGAAGGGCAAGCGACAGGCCAGUAUAAAGGUAGAGCGGUGGGGUUCGAGCUGUAA